Oncorhynchus gorbuscha (pink salmon) is the source of this 3764-nucleotide messenger RNA. Its product is annotated as methyltransferase-like protein 25B. NCBI's taxonomy places the organism in Eukaryota, Metazoa, Chordata, Actinopteri, Salmoniformes, Salmonidae. The record is from RefSeq and is a predicted model, not a curated record. The coding region runs from base 659 to 1510 and encodes 283 amino acids. The transcript has 10 exons.
GUAGCCAGUCAGUUGAUGUACGACAGUCGAAUGAUGUGCUCACGGACACUUUCAGCAGAGCAGCAAAGAGAGUUGGCAAGAAAUCUUACAUAUUUUCUGUCGACAUACAAACACAUCUCCGAUUCCUUCAUAAUUGUCGCAGUUGUAAAUGAGAACUUGUUCUCAACUAGCCUACCUGGUUAAAUAAAGCUACUAUUGCCUCUUUCACUAUUGGCUUUCCGGGCCACUGCGCAUGCCCUGACGCUCCCCAUGACACCCCAGGGCAAGCAGGGACAUGAAGUGGGCAUGCUGAAGCCAGAGGAGUUCUUGGAGAACAAGAGUCAGAGCUCACUGCUGGGAAACAUGUGGAACCCAAAAAGCAGCAUGAGAUCUGGAGUCUGGGCAAGUUGGUGAAGCAGCUUUGUGACCUGACAGACUGCAAUAGUGUGGUGGAUGUGGGCUCUGGACAGGUAACCUAAUAUUCAGUCUUGUUAUCAGACCUAGGAGUCACACAAUAUUACUUUUUGUAAUCUGCCUAACAAUGAGAUUUGUCACGGUAUAUGAUUUGUCACGAUGUUGUAUAUCCCUACUGGUCUCCCUGGGGCCAUUUGACUUGUUUCUUGUCGUUUGGGCUCGGUCUGUCUGGGACUGGAAUUGAGGCUGAUCCCACUCUAGAUCCAUGGCAUCCAAAUAUGAUGGACAGCUUCUGUGGACGCUGGAGAAGGAGCGGCAGAGGAAGAAUGGACCUCCCCUCUCUAGAUCUGGCCCCUCACCCUACCAUGUGGCUGGCUGGGUCAACCACAAAGCAUCAAGCAGUGUAAAACAUGAACCCCGGUCUAGCUCACUCUCGUUUCCAAAACGUCUCUGCAAGACUAAAGCCGGACAAGGCCCAUAUGUCCACCUACUCUGCCAAGAGUGUUCAUCCACUGAAGUUGUUGUCUGCCCUGUGGAAGAGGGGCAGGGAUGUCCAGAUUUCAUCCUAACAUGCCUCCAUGCCUGCGGGGACCUCAGCGCCACCCUACUUCUCCACUUUGCCAGCUCCCCUCACGUUCAUGGCAUCACCUCAGUGGCGUGCUGUUACAUGAAGAUCACCACGGGCUACAACCCAAACCCCCCUGGCCUCAUAGCCCGUCCCCUUUCCCCUUUGCCCACCAAUGAGACAUAUCACUCAGAGUUUGGCUACCCUAUGAGCUCCUCGGUGCAGGGGUUGCCAGGACACCAGCUGUCCUAUAAAGCGCGGGAGGGGGUGUGUCAUGCCAUCGAGGACUACGUGCACAGGCUGCGGGAGGAGAGUGGGUUGCUAAGGAUGCACUGUUAUCGGGCAACGCUGAAGACAGUUAUCAGGGAGGUGAAGCCGGGACUGCGCGGGCCGGGAGUCCAGGCAAUAAAGAAAGCACAUCUACUACCCUUUACAGGGUAUGCCCGUCUGGGCCUGCCCCUGGACACCUGCAGAGUGGGGGCCAUGCUGAGGCAGGAGAGUCGUGUGGUGGUAUACUUCAGCCUGACUCUGCUACUGGCACCGGUGGUGUAGACUCUGGUGCUGCUGGACAGGAUGCUAUACCUUCAGGAGAAAGCAGCCGACAAGGGACAAGGAGGCCGAGUGUACACUUCCAUAACCAAGGACAUCUCUAAAAUCGUGUGUUGUGUUCAGAGUUUACUCCCUUACUCAUUGGUGCUCAAAGACUUUGGAGUGGAAGUUUAGAAAGCGUCGGGAGUAGUUCACAUGGAGCCAGCUGUCUUCCAUACACAUCUGCUGAGAACCCAAGACAGUGACCAGCUGUAAGUAGAAAGAAAGAGGUGAAGCAAGAGGUUUUACUCCGCCCAAAAUCUGUCCACGAAAAAUAAGCCCAUGAAUUUCUGCACAAAUCGUCUGAAACCAUCUCAGGGAAGCUCAUCCGCGUGCUCGUCAUCCUCACCAGGGUAUUGACCUGACUGCAGUUUGGAGUCGUAACCAACUUCAGUGUGCAAAUGCUCACCUUCGAUGGCCACGAGCACGCUGGAGAAGUGUGUUCUUCAUGGAAGAAUCCCGGUUUCAACUGUACCGAGCAGGUGGCGUGUAUGGCGUUGUGUGGGCGAGCGGUUUGUUGUGAACAGUGCCCCAUGGUGGUGGUUGGGUUAUGGUAUGAGCCGGCAUAAACUUUGGACAACAAACACAAUUGCAGUUUAUCAAUGGCAAUUUGAAUGCACAGAGAUAUCGUGACGAGAUCCUGAGGCCCAUUGUCGUGCCAUUUAUGCACAGCUCCAUGUCGCAAUGAUGUGUACACAAUUUCUGGCAGUACAUGACAGUACAUUAGCCAUGGGAUAUGACAGUACAUUAGCCAUGGGAUAUGACAAUACAUUAGCCAUGGGAUAUGACAGUACAUUAGCCAUGGGAUAUGACAGUACAUUAGCCAUGGGAUAUGACAGUACAUUAGCCAUGGGAUAUGACAGCAGCAGGUCAGAUAUGUAUAGGCCUACUACAGUAUGUUCCAUACAUUCACUCUCUCUCUCUCACCAUUGUCCCUUGCUGGGCACCCAAAAGGGUUUGCCAGCAUUUAUCACCUCAAAUGACAUCACAUGGAAAUAAUCUCCCUCUGUAUACUUAUGCGCUCAUAACAGACUCUAACUACCAAAUUCAAAUUCUACCGGUGGUGUAGACUCUGGUGCUGCUGGACAGGAUGCUAUACCUUCAGGAGAAAGGUAUAAAGAGUCAGCUGGUGCCACUCUUUGACCCUGCUUUCUCUCCCUGAAACCUGGUACUGAAGCAGCCGACAAGGGACAAGGAGGCCGAGUGUACACUUCCAUAACCAAGGACAUCUCUAAAAUCGUGUGUUGUGUUCAGAGUUUACUCCCUUACUCAUUGGUGCUCAAAGACUUUGGAGUGGAAGUUUAGAAGUGAGUAUCUGUGUCCGAAUAUCCGUACUACACACUUAAACUGCAUACUAUGUACUCAUUGUCGCAAACUAUUUUGCACGUACCGUUUAGUAAAAAGUAUGCCACGGCCACAACGCAGUAGCGGCUCCUGACUGUCUGAGUAGGUGGGGCGGUGCAGAGUACGGGGGGAUUUUUCAAAAUUCAAAAGACAUGCAUUAAUUAACCAGCCCAUUUCCAAUUCAGUUAAUUUCUCUAAACUCUUAAUAGUCAUGACGUAAUAGUGGUCUUGAUGUCCUUUGGGUGGUGAACCAUUCUUGAUAUACAUGGGAAACUGAUGAGUGUGAAAAACCCAGCAGUGUUGCAGUUCUUGACACAAACCGGUAUGACUGGCACCUACUACCAUACUCCGUUCAAAGGCACUUUAAAUCUGGUUUUGGUUUCGUUAACAUAUUUAGUGAAACCCAAGUGCAUAUAUACAUUAAAUCAAAUACCGAGGACACACACCAACAUUUUUCAAAUGUUAAAAUCAACAAAAAACGUAGACAUGCCGGUGCAUCGCAGAUUCAAAACUGUUGGACAGCAACAGAAAACUAAAGCACUGAUAACUGGGAACGAGAUCAGAAUGACUGCUAAGGCCUUCAAACCUAAAACAAUCCAUGUGUUCAAAUCAAAAGGCCUGAUUAACAUGACAAUAACGCAGCCACAUCCAGGGUCCCCACUACUGACGCAUUAAAACAUCUAAAGAUGGUUUACUUUAAAAGCUCUGAUGAACAAUACUUUAAUGAGAACAGAAAUCCACUUUGCGUCAAUAAAUGUUUUCAAAAGAUGUAGCCUGAUGCAGCAACACGCAUCAUUUUAAAGAAAACAAAAACUACUUGGCCUACAGUACAUUUGAACACCACCGCAGAAGCUUUGCUAUUUGGCAUCUUUCC